GAGCUGCUUCUGUCAAUUAUACGGCAUACUACAAACGAUAUCUAAUUGGGAACUAUGGUUAUCUUAUCUUUUCCGUAUUUUAUUCUUCGAAUCGGGCCGUCUGUCAAUUAUACGACAUAUAAACGAUAUCUAAAUGAGAACUAAUCUAAACCAGAACUUAUCGUUAUCGUAUCUCAUUCUUGGAAUCGGGUCGAUAGGUACGGACCGAUUGAAUUCGGGGAUUUAUUGGAAGAGCCGAAUUCAGGUUCAAAACAACCCAGAACCUAAAGAAAAUAGAUUGCAAUCAGUACGCAGUGAUGUACGUACAGCGGCGGCUGCGUGCCGCGGAUCGAUCGCGCGGCGCCGCGGCGGCUCGCCGCCCAUUCGCAAGCUUCGCACGGCCCAGCGUAACGUGACCUCUGCAAUCCUAACACACGCAUAUUCAAAGACUACAAAUAUAGUGAUUGGCGGCGGGUGCGCGAGCCGCAGUGUGCGGCGCGCCUCCACGCCGACCGACCGUGUCCACGCAGCAGUCAUGCGCGGUGUGUUACUCGCGCUGCUGGGCGCCGUGGCGCUGGGCCUGCCCGCCGCCGCGCGCCGCCUCGACCAGGACUUCGAGUUCGACGACGAUGCGGAGGGGACGGCGCGGCGCCCGCGGCGGUACCUGUACGACCCGAACAGCCCGCUGUGCCACGCGCUGGUGUGCGCGCGCCGCGAGCAAUGCGUGCUACGCGACGAGCGCACCGCGCUCUGCGCAGACCGCGCGCGCCUCUUGCGCAACGGAGAUGUGGUGGUGAACGCCGACUCCGAAGCGGCCCGCGAGGACGACGUGUUCUACGAGUCAACCGCACCCGCAGGCGGCAGCGGGAGCGGCGGUGACCAGCGCUGCGUCGGCUGCGGCUCCGUGCCACGGGCACAGUUUCUAUGCGGCUCCGACAACCGAACAUACUCGUCGCUCUGCCGGCUCGACUUGCACAACUGCGUGCGCCGGCCCGCGCCGCCCGUGGCGCUCGCGUGCCGCGGCUUCUGCCCCUGCCGCCGCCGCGCGCAGGACUCCUCUGACCGCGACGAGUGGCAUCAUCGCGGCCGCCGCCGCGGCCGGCGGCCGGGCGCGCGCGACGGCGCCGGGCCGGCGGGGCGGCGCCGCGAGCGCCCCGCGCCGCCCGCCGCGCCGCCCGUAGCGCCCGAGGGCUGCGCGCCCGACAAGAUGGCCGACCGGCUGCUCGACUGGUUCUCCGUGCUGAUGGACGAGGCAGGGGAAUCGCCGCCCGACCGACAUGGGUUCCCUCACGACUGCAAACCGGAGACGCGCUGGAUGUUCGCGCACCUCGACACCGACGGCGAUGGCAUGUUGUCGUCCACCGAACUGUAUGCACUUAGACACGACUCGCGCGAGCGCUGCCUGCGGCCGUUCCUGUCGGGCUGCGGCGCGGGCGCCGGGCUGGUGCCGCGCGCCGGCUGGUGCGGCUGUCUGCGCCGCGCCGCGCGCCCCUGCCUCGCCCUGGCCAGGGCACAUGCCGCCCGAGCGGCGGGCGGAUACGUGCCCGCCUGCGACGCGGCCGGCUACUACCGGCCCAGGCAGUGCCACGCCGCGCUGGGCGUGUGCUGGUGCGUGGACGCGCACGGGCAGGAGCUGCCCGGCUCACGAGGCAAGGGCGCGCCCACGUGUCCCGGCGAAAAGCUGUCAGCGAACGCUAUCAGCUUGAGCAACGAGACGGGCGAAGACGCGCAAGAAGCGCAAGAGCGAGCACGCGAGCCCGCCGAGCGCGGAAACCCCGCCGAGCGCGGCGACCUCACCGAGCACGACGCGCGCGGCGCGCCCGCCGACGACGAGGACGCGCUCGCCGCCGGCAGCGGCGACGCCGAGCUGCGCUUCUGAGCACCACGAGCGGUGCUCUUGCAUAAACGCGACCCCACCGUUGUUUCUUUCAAUCUGAGGAUACAAUUAUAUAAUAAGGAGCCAACAGAUGAGCGACGUCGCCAUCGGAUGUAUCGAAGUACUUAAAAGAACGAUGAUAAGGGUGUAGAAGUAGGUUACCUAGAUGUCAUAUUCAGAUAUUAUCGAACAACUUAGUGAACAGCAUUUAUAGUGUGCACGGACACGAUUUGAUGGCGACGGUACAGUUUAUACUGGGAAUACAAAAUACAGUUUUAACAAUGUACUAAAGUUGUAAAAAAUCUACAUGUAAGUAAUUGUAUACGUCCUUUUCAUUCGUUCGGUCUAAAAUUGUUUACCUAAAUAGGUAGGUGAUAAUCAAGUGAAAAUUUUCAAUCUUUGUUUGGAAAUAUGGGCACAGUUUGUGAUGAGUGAGCCUGAUGCCUUUGAGACAUGUAAGUAGUACAAUCGGCAGCAAAAGUACACGAGCAAAUCUUCAGUUCACGAGUCACGAGUCACAAACAACAUUCAGAAAAGAUUAUACCUACUUACUCAUGAUAGUCAUGAUACAGUACAAUAUAAGUAAACUAUCUUUGAAAUGCUAAAUAUAUUUUUAACGAAUGUCAUCUCAAUUUACUAUUUAUACUUACCUACUAGAACUUCUUAACUAUCUAUGUAGAAUGUUAAGCAUUAGUUUAGUUUAGACCCCCAUUUCGCCGCAUGCUACCUGACAAAGCGGACCAUGAGUAUCCUCAGCAGAUAGGUUAGUUUAUGUUAACAGUAAACACUAGAUAUUCUAAUUAGGUUCAGAUUCAGAUUAGUCAAGCAUAUAAUUUCAGUUGAAUGAAUGACCUUGCAAACUAAAAUAUUUGUAGGCCUAAAGUCUAAGGCCGCGGACUGGACGCAAGCGGCGUUCGACAAAUCAAGGCCAUUCAUACAUUGCGCUCGACUAAAUGUAUGCUGAUGUGAUUUGCUUGCGUCCAGUCCGCAGCCUAAAGGAUGACUCACGCCAGACCGGCCCGUGCCCGGGCCGUUCUUUACGACGGCUGACCGGUGAUCACGUGUUGCUUUCCUUAGAAAACGAACCGCCGGAAGCUCCGGCCCGGCCUAGCGUGAGUCACCCUUAAAGGGACAUGCAUGUGGCCUAAGCCGUUUGCUCUUUUGAAAUAUUUACCGUCCAAAGAACAAACAACAUGAUGAAAGAAUCAAUAUAUUAGCAAAAGGUUGAUACUUAACCACUCUCCAGAUAUAGAUUGUUACGUUUUAUUUCAUUUAGUUGAAGUAUUUCUCGUGUUUUCAUCUAGGAGUCUUUCAUAGAAUAGUGUCAAACUUUGUAUUAAUGGGCUGUUUCAAGCCAUGUAGCAGGCUAUGUACUUAAUAAAAUAUAUUUAUAGGAUAUGUUAAUGUUGAACCAUUAAAUGUUUUGGAGUGUGACGUUCCAGACUAGAGGGUCUGUGUAAUAAUAAACAUGUAAUAGGUAAUAAUAAUAAAGAUAGUGUAAGCUUAUGAAUGUUUGAUAUUACUAUAGUGGAGCCCCGCUCCGAGGCCAGGACGAGAAGGGUCUCGUAACAAGUCACAUUAGGUAGACAAUUAUUUGCACUUUUUUAAAUCUCACUGUAUGUAAUGUAACAAAAUAAAUAAAAUUUAGCCUGUACGGGACUUAAUAACAA
Molecule: messenger RNA, 3525 nt
Organism: Cydia pomonella (codling moth)
Lineage: Eukaryota; Metazoa; Arthropoda; Insecta; Lepidoptera; Tortricidae
Gene: Cow
Product: proteoglycan Cow
Exons: 11
Coding region: 134-1858 (574 amino acids)
Biological process (GO): establishment of protein localization to extracellular region
Molecular function (GO): protein binding; calcium ion binding
Source: RefSeq, a predicted model, not a curated record